GUUUAAAAAUUCUUACAGUAAUUUUGAAAUAUAGGCGUAUAUUCUUACAUUGUACUAAAUUAACUGCAAGCGCGAUGACACAAACAAAGUUUACCCUAUCAUGGAAUAUGUAUCAAAAGAAUUUUUGCAAGGGAUUAGGUUUACUGCAGCAAAAUGGAGAAUUUGUGGACAUGACCAUGGCAGCUGACGGGCAUCAUGUGAAGGUCCACCAGCUUGUACUGUCACUUGCCAGUCCAUACCUUAAAGCACUCAUCACAUCAAUACAAUGUCAACACCCUGUUAUAUUUUUAAAUAAUGUAUCACACAAAACUCUAUGCUCUAUUCUAGAGUAUGUGUACACAGGAGAAGUUGUUGUUGCACAAGAGGAUAUUGAAAGCCUCAUGGAGGCUGGGACCGCAUUGAAGAUAAAGGGCCUUGAAAAUAUGAAUGUGGGAAGCAGUAUAAACACAUCACUGGUCAUGCCAAAUAUGAGUAGAAAGACUGAACGGGAAGCCACAAACAUUGAAUGUACAGUAACUAACCCUCUACAGGAGACUGCAAUUGAAGACAGUGUUAUGAAAGGCAAUAAUUAUGAUACCCUAUAUGAUGACACGUUUUACGUUGACAACGAAAGUGUACAUGAACUAUCAGAUUCUGAGACAUUUGAAACAAGCAAUAUUGAAAAGGGAGCAGCCACAACAAAACCUGUGCACGAAAAGGCAAAGAGCAGUACGCAGGAAGAUAACGAUAAUGUGACGCUACAGUACACGUUGUCGAACCAAGGCUCGUUGCAACUGAUACUGAACCGGUUCCUGUACUACCUGCGAUAUAACGGGAAGGGCACCGGAAGUUCGACGCGGCGUGUGUGGCGCUGUGUUGACUACAUCCGGUCGCGGUGUCCUGCCUCCAUCGUCACCACGGACAACGUGGUUGUACAAAGGAUAGCAGCGCAUAUACAUCCUUUUCACGAUUCGAGAAUCUUGAAAAAAGUGCGCAACGGUGCAGUUUUCACAGCUAUAUUAGAUGCAGAGAAGAAAGGAGAAGAUAUAAAGAAAAAUAAGCAAGACAGUUAUGGAGACACGCUCAUGGAACAUGACGAUGAACCUAAAUAGUCUAUGAAGACAUCAGUGCUCAUGUGGGUAUCUUCAUAUCUGCAAUGACUUCUCGAGAACCUGAAUUAAUUCGCUGAUGAAGCAUUACUCUGUGAUUUAAGUAACUACAUAGACCAGUGGUUCCCAAUUAGUUUUUGCUGCGUACCACUUCAAAAAGUCCUCAAACCAUGAGUACCCCUUAUUGUAGCAA
Achroia grisella is the source of this 1281-nucleotide messenger RNA. RefSeq names its product protein bric-a-brac 2-like. Bases 75 to 1091 code for a protein of 338 amino acids. The record is from RefSeq and is a predicted model, not a curated record. Gene Ontology annotation, molecular function: protein binding. Lineage: Eukaryota; Metazoa; Arthropoda; Insecta; Lepidoptera; Pyralidae. Gene Ontology annotation, cellular component: nucleus. Gene Ontology annotation, biological process: regulation of transcription by RNA polymerase II. The transcript is spliced from 7 exons.